GCUCGGCCCUAGUGGCGGAACAUGAAAGUGUUGGAAGCGAUAUGGAGGAGGAAAGAAGUGGUAGCAAAGAUGCCACUAGUACAUACUUAGCUACUUUACCCAAAUCCUACCACCCUAAACUAACGAGAGAGAGAUCAAACAGUGACCCAGGGAUAAGGGAUACCUUGGUAAUGAACGGAGGAAAUGCCCUGACUGGGAAUAACAGUAGAAUCGGGUUUACUUCGUCCACCGUCGAGAGAGAAAUACGCACUCCUGCGGUCUCGACUCCUCCGCCGAUGAGGAAAAAUAAAUUCGCAGCGAGCAUCGGCAAGUUUUUAAGACCUUGGAGAUGGGGACGGAGAAAGAAGAGUGAAAAGUUUAUAGCUACCUCGCAGAAUUUAGAGAGACAGCUGUCAGUCAGAUCACGGAGAGAGGAUUUGGUAAAAAAAGGCAUUAUUCCUGAAAGAAGCCUAGAACCAUGCCCAGAGCAGAAUGGCAGUGUGGUCGAGGGACCUUGUGGUACAGACUCCCCACGCCUACCCCCCUUGGUGGCUCCCAAACCCAUAAGAGACAAUAAUAAGCAACUGGUCAGCAUACUCAAGCCCUCCCCCCUGCCAAAACCUAAAGCCGAUCACGAUGAGGUCACUGUAAAACAAGUGGAUCAGAACAGUAUGAUGAACCAACUGUCAAUGGAAUUUGCUAAGCGUGGGACGCAACCCAGUCCUGCAGUUAGAAAAUCUAACAAGGGCCAAGUGGCAGCUCAGAAUGGAGCAAGGGUAAUGAUGGUAAAAAGUGCUAGUGAUGAAGCACAAAUGAACUAUUAUGACGAUAGUGAUUCUGAUGAGGAACAUGUUAGGUGCAUGCCUUUCACUCGGACAAACAUCAAAAGGGAUUCAAAUCGGGACAAACCCAGGGUUCCCCUGGCACAGUCAGACCCGGAGGCAACGGACUCGGAGGAGGAGGAGCAUGAUGGGGUUGUUACAGGACUAGCAUCUAAGCUAAAAAGAACCGACAGCCUAGCAUUAAAGCUAAGGUCACGACCAAGCAAGGAGGAGCUUGAAGAGAGGAACAUUUUACCUACAAAAACAGAAGAGGAAAUGCAAGAACGUAGGGCAGUACUCGGAUCCAAGCUUGUCAGACGGCUGAGCUCAAGACCGACCGCACAAGAACUACUAGAAAGAAAUAUCCUACACACCUCGACUGAGCAAGAAGCAAAGGAGGAGAAAGAGGAGAAAAAGAGAGUACUCACGAGAAAGUUAAGUCGGCGGCCAACGAUAAAAGAGUUAAAAGAGAAGAAAAUUUUGAAAUUCAGCGAAUAUGUGGACUGUAUUGAGUGCCAUGAGUACGACAGAAGAGCCGACAAACCCUGGACUCGACUUACACCAGAGGAUAAGGCUGCCAUCAGGAAAGAACUUAACGAGUUCAAGAGUACUGAGAUGCAGGUACACGAGGAGAGUAAACAGUAUACAAGGUUUCAUCGUCCCUAGUUUUCUACUUUGAAUUUAGAGCAUUUUACAAAAUGAUGUUGACUGACCUUCACAGCCCAGGCGACAGUGUUAUUUUUGUUGGUAAAAAAUUCAAACGAAUCGAAAUUCGAACUUGUACAGUGGCAUGCCAUUAUGCCUAUGUUUAUGUAUAUACUUUGAUGUAUAGUAAUUUUCUAUCUCUUAUAGAAGAAUUGUACAUAGACCAGAUUGAGGUUUUUAUAUGGCCGUUUGCUGGAUUAAUGAUAGCAGUUGGUUUGAGACAUUCGCCUUAUCACCGUAUCGGAAAAUCAUCUGUUGUCCGUAGCAUUCUUGACAUAUUAGUGAGAGUAAUAACAUCAGACAAAAUACUUUUUUGUUGUUUCAUAAUUCCCAGCAUUUAUAAUUAAUCAUCCUGGCGCUUUGUUCGGGGUUUCUCUGUAGUAAAUCAACAAGGUUGAAGCACAGGUAGCCCAAGCUCUUUAUUUGACCCUAUUGAUUUUACAGGCGAAAAACAAAAUUAGUGAAAAAUAUUUAAAAAAAACUUGUUGAAUAGACGUGUGUAGUGUUGUGUUUAUAUUUGCUUUUUGCCGUAUUAAAGCGCCUUCGUUCGUUUAAAAUUUCAAAUCGUGAAUCUUGAAUCUUGAAAUAGUUUUUGCCCUUUGUUUACCGUAAAAUCAAUGGGACAAAUAAAGAGCUUGGGCUACCUGUGGUCGAAGAGGCAUGUUUUACGCCUGUGUAAAAACAGAGCCGUUUUUAUGACGUUCCGAGCGUUUGCCCUUCGUCAAACUAAAAGAAAAGUGGCUGGGUUUCCUGUGGUUAAAAGUCGGAACGGAUUUGAAAGGGCUAACAAUUUCGGUUGUCACAUCAUCCAUCAUAGGAAACCCGAAUUACCACAAGAAACCCGAAAAGAACGAUAGUUUUAACCAUCAUGUUAUCAAAAUCCAGCAAACCUAAAUCAGUUAUCAAAAUCCAGCAAACGUAAAUCAUUUGUUGUUAUGGCAACACCGUUUAUUCUCAUCUGCAGGAUUUUUAAGCCUGGUUUCCACGUGAAUCGCUUACAAUUCUAUAAGCUCGCAGGGACUUUUUGUGAACACAGGAAAACUAGCUAAUGUGCUAUUAUUGCUUUUCCACGCAAAUGUUUCUUACUAGGGACGGACCAUCGGAUCUAUUCCAAAAGGGGUGGGGGCAUUUACUGAAUUCUUCGCCCACGGAAUUUUCAGGAAAAAAAGCUUUCAUAUGUAUGAAGCCUAAGGAUUACAAAUAUGCGCAUUAUUUGCGCACUUGUGUUCAUUAUUUAUUUAUGCUCAUAGCCGUAGCAGGUCUCAAAUUAUUAGGGGGGCUUAACAAUGGGGGCACAGCCACGCCCCCACUGGUCAUUUCCUUAUAAUUUUUGAAAAUAUUGAGAGGCACAUGCCCCCAGUGCCUCACCACCUGCUACGGCCAUGGUGCUUUAGCCUCUAAAUAUCCAAUGGCCCGUUCCUAAGAAAACCGGGUUCGCGUGAUGUGGACUUAGCCUCCUCCGCAGGCAUCUCAAAGACCAGAAAAAGACAAAAAAAAGGAUUGGGUUUCCUGUGGCAAAAAAAAGUGACAAACUUGUCUCCCUCCUCCGCAAUUUAGCCACAGGUAACCCAUUCUUUCAGCUCUUUUCAUUAGGAGUUGCCUGCGGAGGAGGCUGAUGUGGACUGUGGGUAUGCUCCGGUUCGCACGUGGUCUGCUUUAUCCGUGGCACAGUUUAACGGGACCUUGAUUCUGUUAAACGAUUUGUGCGCAAGUGGACUUAACAUUCUGCUGAUAUUGCCAAUCGAGACUCUGAUGAGCAAAUCAGUCUACACAAGAAAGACUACAGGGCGUGACGCUCUUCCGUGACAGUCACGGUUAUACUGUCUGUCACGCAACAUGCACCUAGGCACUAGCUGCACUGCUUUAGAGUGAUGCCCGCAGCGGGCCUUUAAGAGUACACUCUGUGCAUCUCGGAAGGUUAAAGGGACAGUUAAGCCUUACCCUUAAUGCAUUGCGCUAGUCAUUUUGAUGUCAAGAAAGCUCAGAGAUAUUUCAGUGAUGCAAUGCAUCAUGGGUAGAGUUUAGCACACCUUUGUGUUCGUAGGAAAAAGGAUUUUUGAUUGCGUUCACGUUAGUGGUCUGCCAUUUGAUAGCUAACUGUUAACUCCACAAAAUGAAUUUGACCCUGUCAAAACCUCCAAAUUGAACAUGCAAUCCUUGGCUAAAAAGCACUGAAAAAAAAUCGAGCAAGCAAAAAAAAUGGCCAAAAAAAUCGUGAAAAUCGAAAAAAAUCGUGCUGGAAAAGUCUGUCUACCCCAGUCAGAUAUCAAAUGGUCGAUUACUAAGACGGUUUUCUGACCCUGGAACUAUAAAUUUGAAUAUAAUUUUUAAAACAAGGUUAGAAGAAAUGAAAAAAUAUAUAUUUAAUAGAGUCUGUAGUUCACUGAAUGCACAUACACUCAGGCUCCGGCUCGCACGAACAUGCUUGCUGGGAUUGGUUACAAGCCUGUGUUUCAGGCCAUCACGGCCAAUGGUUUACCACAGCUAUGCCGGCUGUAGGUUAUUUUAAGCAGUUUUCUAUUUGGGAGAGGGUGACGGCUACCUCAGUUACAUUGACAGGGGGUGGUAUGAAGCCGUGCUUUAAUAAUUUUGUACGUGCUUAAUUAGGGUCGAUAUAAACUUAGAAAUUAUACAAUAUAAUUUCUUUAGGCAAUUCACAAUAAACACAUUAACUGUC
Messenger RNA from Nematostella vectensis (starlet sea anemone), 4182 nucleotides. Its product is annotated as phosphatase and actin regulator 4. Gene Ontology annotation, molecular function: actin binding. The coding region runs from base 42 to 1466 and encodes 474 amino acids. The transcript is spliced from 13 exons. Gene Ontology annotation, biological process: actin cytoskeleton organization. The record is from RefSeq and is a predicted model, not a curated record. Lineage: Eukaryota; Metazoa; Cnidaria; Anthozoa; Actiniaria; Edwardsiidae.